CAUUUAAAUGGAACAAAACUUUUGAAGUGUGCUGAAAUUUAGGAGGCAAACCUUGAGGAUGAUUAAAGUUGGCAUUGGUGUAGGUAUUCCAACUCCAAUUGGUCUUUUGAUAUCAGGUGAAAUGAAUGAUUUGUGGCCAUGUAGACUGUUGAGGUUUCAUUAAGGCCAUGCGUAUUGAAGCAUUGUCAUUUUUUGGAGCAUUACAUAUUCUGUAUUGUGGUUGAUAAUUUUAGAAUGGUUCCAGUUACGUGAGUGCCGAAAUACCUUCAUAUCAUUGCCCACAUUUACCUGUUCACACUAUUUUAUGCCGUAAUGUGCCUGCCCCAUUCUUUGUUAUAGUCCGGCGUGAAAUAUGUAUGAAACAAUCUUCCCUGAAAUUAACGGCAGGCCAUGCAGGUCACCAAGCAUGUCUCUGCAGGCCUCCCAUGUCUCCUGAAUUCCACUGGUGUUCUUCAUCCUGCCAAGCCUGUUCCGGAACUACCAGUGCACGUUCCUCAUCUUUACUCCCAGUCUCUGCAUCACCAGCUUGAUCAUCCGACGGUGGUUCCAUGGCCACCUACCGGGACGCGAGGCCGAGAAGUUGAUGCUGGAGAAGGGCAAGAACGGCAGCUUCCUGGUGCGGGAGUCGCUGAGCAAGCCUGGCGACUACGUCCUGUCCGUGAGAACUGAUGAUCGGAUCACGCACGUCAUGAUACGCUGUCAGGACGGCAAGUACGACGUGGGCGGCGGCACGCGCUUCGACAGCCUGGCCGAACUGGUGGACAACUACAAGCGGAACCCGAUGGUGGAGACGACCGGCACCGUGGUGCACCUGAAAAUGCCCUUCAACGCCACGCGCAUCAACGCCAGCGGCAUCGACAACCGCGUCAGGGAGCUACAGGUCAAGAAGGAGCACGGACCGACCAACGGCAACAACGCCGGCUUCUGGGAGGAGUUCGAGUCGCUGCAGCAGCAGGAGUGCAAGCACCUGUACUCGCGCAAGGAGGGCCAGCGGCCGGAGAGCCGCAACAAGAACCGAUAUAAGAACAUCUUGCCGUUUGACCACACGCGCGUCAUCCUGCGGGACCGGGACGGGCUGGGACCGGGCGCCGAUUACAUCAACGCAAACUACAUCACGCCGGAGGAGGACACGCUGGCGGGCGAGGGCCCCACCAAGACGUACAUCGCCACCCAGGGCUGUCUGCCCACCACCGUGGCGGACCUCUGGUGGAUGAUCUGGCAGGAGAACUCGCGCGUCAUCGUCAUGACCACCAAGGAGAUCGAGCGCAGCAGGGGCAAGUGCGCGCGGUACUGGCCCGAGGAGGACGAGGAGAAGACGUACGGCAGCGUGACGGUGACCAACCUGUCCGAGUCCACCAACGUCGACUACACACUGCGCGCCUUCUCCGUCAAAAAGAAGGGGGCCAACGAGGAGCGAAAAAUCUAUCAUUACCACUUCACCGCGUGGCCCGACCACGGCGUGCCGUCCGACCCGGGCUGCGUGCUCAACUUCCUGCACGACGUGAACUCGCAGCAGGAGGGCAUCGCCGGCGCCGGCCCCAUCGUCGUGCACUGCUCGGCCGGCAUCGGUCGCACCGGCACCUUCAUCGUGAUCGACAUGAUCCUCAGCCAGAUCGACCGGCAAGGCCUGGACACGGAGAUCGACAUCCAGAGGACCAUCCAGCAGGUGCGCUCCCAGCGCUCGGGAAUGGUGCAGACCGAGGCCCAGUACAAGUUCGUCUACCUGGCCGUGCAGCAUUAUAUUGAGACGCUGCAGCUGAAGCUUCAGGCGGAACAGGUGAGCCAGAAGAUGGGCCGCGAGUACACCAACAUCCGGUACUCGACGGAGUCGGCAGGCGCGCCGACUGACUCGAAGGAGGCCAAGGCGUUGUCGCGCUCCACCAUGUCGCUGCCGACCAGUCCGUCACCUGUGCCGAGCGUGCCGCUCUCGGCGGCGCCCGAGCGGCAUAUGGCCAGCCGUGCCGUCUCCGAAAACCAGCUGACCAGGUCGCCGGAGCUGACCGACUUCCCGCGCCAGAUCUACGCCAACGUGCCGCUGGCGGGCAAGGAGCGCGCCGCGGCGGCGGCCGCCGCCGGGCCGCCGCCGUUCGCCGCGCCCCGGCCGCCCAAGUCCUGAUGGCCGGCCGCCCGUCCGGCUCUCUGUGAUAUCUGCUGACGCUCUCGGCCCCGGCCCCCGGCUCCUCCUCUCCUGUCCUCCCGCGCCGCGGCGGCGGCCUCAUGUCUUUCUAACGGAGCGGCGCGCGGCGGUUUUGUUAGUUCAGUCGGCGUCUGUCGAGUAUUGUCGUUAUUCUGUGAUAUAGUGUCCCGGCAGAGGGUGGCCGUUCGGCCGGCCCCGUUUGAUUUUGUUUGGGCGGCGGUGGCCCGUCUCGGCGGGGUUCGUCAGCCGCUCCUGUGACGUCCGACGGGCGCUCCGUUGGCGUCUCGGCCGCCCUGCCGAUAUCUGCUUGCAGGGCGGUGUGUUCGGUUUUUAAAGGAAUUUCACCUUGCCUGUGGUAGGACAAUCCGGCUCUGCGUUCGAUAAGCCAAAGGAGGUGAAAUGUGUUUGUUGCGCCGUCGCCCGUCUUGCGAGGUAGCCGUGCGCGGCCGUGUCUUCCGGCUGCCCGGGCGGCGCAGAAGACUGCACAACUGCGCUCCCCGCGCGCGCGCGCGUGCGCCUGGUCCAGCGGCAGCCGCAGCCCGGUCCCCUUCCCAUCCCCGUUCCCGUCCCCAUUCCCUC
Messenger RNA from Pollicipes pollicipes, 2716 nucleotides. Its product is annotated as tyrosine-protein phosphatase corkscrew. Bases 584 to 2116 code for a protein of 510 amino acids. The transcript is spliced from 10 exons. Gene Ontology annotation, biological process: protein dephosphorylation; positive regulation of ERK1 and ERK2 cascade. Gene Ontology annotation, cellular component: cytoplasm. NCBI's taxonomy places the organism in Eukaryota, Metazoa, Arthropoda, Thecostraca, Pollicipedomorpha, Pollicipedidae. The record is from RefSeq and is a predicted model, not a curated record. Gene Ontology annotation, molecular function: non-membrane spanning protein tyrosine phosphatase activity; cell adhesion molecule binding; receptor tyrosine kinase binding.